AUGUCUCCAGAGGACCGCAUGGCAAGAUCCAAAUCGAGUGAAGAGGUGGGCGAGAGGAACAGGUCCAAGCUCCCUCAGCCGGCAAUAAUACUAGACGAAAACACGCCCCUGAUUGCAGAGCCCGAACCCGUUCUGGACGAGCAGGGCCCUACCGUUCAAGGACAGAUCGAGGAGCCAUCAAACGAAGGGGCUAACGCCAGGACUAGCUUGCUGGGCAAUUACCAUCACAGUCGCAUUUGUGGGCGAAAUAACUGCAACCACGGCACCUUCUCCCCCCGAGCCCCUUCAAUCGACAGCGAAAGAAGCACCAUCAACUCGUUCGGCGGACCAUACGCGGACGACGUUGCCGAAGAUGGGAGCACACAGGAUCCAGUCCGUGGUAUACUGGGCGAGGCUAUCACAGAAUCAUUGACAAACAGCAAGAGCUUGAGCACUACACGAUGGCUGGCCAAAAGGCACGGAAUCAGAAGCCAGAGAUGGAUGUACUUCUCCUAUUAUUUCCCCGUUAUCAAGUGGGUUCCUCAAUACCGCUGGAGCUGGUUUCGGGGUGAUCUUGUCGCGGCCCUUACUAUGGCCUCCUUCUAUAUCCCCAUGUCGCUUUCAUAUGCUUCGAAUCUCGCCCAUGUACCACCAAUCAACGGACUAUAUUCAUUCGUCUUCAACCCGCUAAUUUACGCUCUUCUUGGUUCCUGCCCGCGGAUGGUUGUGGGUCCGGAAGCAGCUGGCUCUCUGCUGGUCGGCCAAGUCGUGAAGACAUGUAUAGCGAAGGGAGAAGCCGGGGAUGACGAUGCCAAAUUGAAUGCUGAGAUCGGCGGCGUCGUCACUGCAAUAGCCGGAGCCGUUAUUUUCACGGCAGGUCUCGCACGUCUCGGUUUCCUCGACAGUGUCCUCAGCCGACCCUUUCUACGAGGUUUUAUUAGUGCUAUCGGAUUCGUUAUAAUCGUUGACCAAUUGAUUCCGGAAUUGGGAUUAUCUGAGGCUGCUAAAAGACAGGGUGGAGUUGCACACGGCAGUAGUGCUCAAAAGAUCAUGUUUCUCUUCAAGAACCUAGAGAAAACCCACACUUUGACGGCCGCAGUAUCCUUGGGAGCAUUUGUUGUUAUCAUGAUAUUCAGAUUUAUGAAACAGAGGCUGCAACCCAGGUACCCUUCGGUAGCAUACUUCCCCGAUCGCUUCAUUAUCGUUGCGCUUUCUGCGGUAUUUGCCUGGAGAUUUAACUGGAACAAAAAAGGCCUCGACGUUCUCGGAGAGGUCAAGUCAGCCACUGGUGGCACUGGCAUUCCGUUCCACUGGCCGUUCCAGUUCCGGCACAUGAAACAUAUCGACACUGCCUUGAGCACUUCAUUCUUGAUUGCACUACUAGGCUUCUUCGAAUCUUCCGUGGCAGCCAAAAGCUUGGGUGAAGGGGGUGAACUGAAGCAUAUGACACUGAGCGCCAACCGUGAAUUGAUCGCACUGGGCACAGCGAAUAUUGUGGGCGGCUUCUUCAUGGCUCUCCCUGCAUUCGGGGGCUAUGGAAGAAGCAAAGUCAAUGCUUCCACCGGCGGCACGACGCCCAUGAGCAGUAUUCUGCUGAGUCUGAUCACGCUGCUAUGCGUGCUCUUUGUGGUACCGUAUUUCUACUACCUACCGAAAGGCGUUCUGUCAGCGAUGGUCUCAGUGGUUGCGUACUCAUUGAUUGAGGAAUGCCCUCAUGAUAUCAGGUUCUUCUUGAAAAUCAGGGGAUGGACUGAGUUGUCAUUGAUGACCAUUAUCUUUGUGGCGACAGUGUUUUACUCUCUCUCAGUUGGAAUGGCAUUGGGUAUCGGCCUCUCACUGUUAUCUUUGAUUCGGCACGCCACCAAACCCAGGAUACAAAUCCUCGGCAAAGUACCUGGCACGACAAACCAGUUCGAAAACGCGGAACUUACGCCAGAGAACAUUGAGUAUAUCGAGGGCUGUCUGAUCGUCAAGAUCCCAGAGCCGCUCACUUUCGCGAACACCGGAGAGCUGAAAAAUCGUCUGAGGCGGCUGGAGCAGUACGGGACGAACGCGGCCCAUCCGUCCUUACCGCGAGUGCGACACGAAGACAACAAUCGAAACAUCAUUUUCGAUGUCCAUGGAGUUACAACAAUUGACGGCUCAGGAACGCAAGUCUUCACCGAAAUCGUGCAGGAGUAUGUCAAACGAGGCACCCGUGUCAUUUUUUGCCGCCUCCCCCAGAGGCGAAGCAAGGUAUUCAAGAGUUUCGAAAGAAGUGGAAUUGUAGAUUUAUGUGGUGGUAGAAGACAUUUCGUGGGUAGCGUUGAGGAGGCCUUAAGGUUGAGCGAGGCCGAGGACGUUGAAGAAUAUUUCAGCGAGAGGCUGGACAGCCACCAUCACCAGCUCUGA
Molecule: messenger RNA, 2370 nt
Organism: Cladophialophora yegresii CBS 114405
Lineage: Eukaryota; Fungi; Ascomycota; Eurotiomycetes; Chaetothyriales; Herpotrichiellaceae
Exons: 2
Coding region: 1-2370 (789 amino acids)
Biological process (GO): transmembrane transport
Cellular component (GO): membrane
Molecular function (GO): sulfate transmembrane transporter activity
Source: RefSeq, a predicted model, not a curated record